UAGACACUGAUUUCCUCCUAGGAUAUUCUACACCUUAUUGUGUGAGACUCAAAUGGCAGAACAGAUGUUCCUUGGACUUCCCAGCAUCUUGUCAAGUGCACGUUGUCCUGAUCCAAAACUCUGGAAAGUACUUUCCUAAGCAUUUUAUGCCACUUGGGGAGAAAGUAGGCUAACAAUAACCACAGAGUCAGAGAAUCCUAGAAAGGAUUGGUCCCCAAGGGCAGGGCACCAGGCCUGUUUGCAUGACAGAAGCUCCUGAGAUGCUGCCUUACCUUAAGUCUAUACACCAAUAUGUUUGAGAAAUUUCCCAGAUGUUUGUUAAUAGCUAGUUUACCCCUUGCAAAUAAAGAUCAAGUCCCUCAAUUACUUGUGCAUAGUAUGACUUCCAGAUAUUUGUUAAUAAAAUCUACAAGUGAAGUUGCCCAAGAAGCCAUCAAGUCAAAAGCUGGUUGGCAACAGUGCAAGAAUGGAGCUCAAGUCAGUCUUCUUUUGCCUGGUCAGGGCCCAAGUACAUGGCCCCAGCUGCCUCCACCCUUCCAGCUCUCAGGAUCACAGCCUUGCAUUGGUGGAAUUAUUUUCUUUUAAGGCUCACCUUUUUUUGCCCUUCCAUAACUUACCUUUUUUUCUCCUUCUUUUGUUUUGAGAUAAAAUCUGGUUUGGAGAUUAUACAUGGUGAAAGAAACAUUGAUACCAAGAACUUGACAAGGAUGAAAGUGGACAAGUCAAUUAUUCACCCUUAUUUUGACAGCUGGUUCUUGGAUAAUGACAUUGCUUUGCUCUUACUCAAAUCUCCAUUUAAAUUGGGUGUCAAGGAAGUACCCAUCUGCCUGUCAGAGGUUAAUGACAUACAGAAAUGGAGAAACUGCUGGGUGACUGGAUGGGGCAUUACCAUUCCUAUGCAAGAUAUGACUUCACGGCUGCAAAAAGUCAACAUCAAGCUGGUCAAAUGGGAAACAUGCUCCCAUAAGGUGCCUAUACUCACCAGGAACAUGCUGUGUGCUGGGAGCCCUCAAGGUGGGAAGGACACCUGCCAGGGAGACAGUGGGAGUCCUCUGGUUUGCCAGAAAAACAACCACCAAAGCAUAUGGUACCAACUAGGCAUUGUCAGCUGGGGAGUGGGCUGUGGCCAGAAGAAACUGCCUGGAGUGUACACGAAGGUGUCUAAUUAUCUGUCAUGGAUUGACACAGAGACCGCGACGUCAGGAAAGCCCUAUGUGCAUGAGCCAGACUCCGGGUACAGUUUGCUUCUCUCACCUUGGGCCAUCUUGUUACUGUAUAUUGUGAUACUUCUAUUACCCUGUGAUUAAACACUGUAUUGCCUCAAAACCAAGUGUCCUCAGGGCACUUGGGUGGCUCAGUUUCUUAAACGUCUGACUCUUGAUUUUGGCUCAGGUCAUGAUCUCACAUUUUGUGAGUUU
This is a messenger RNA of Herpailurus yagouaroundi (jaguarundi), 1418 nucleotides long. Its product is annotated as serine protease 52-like. Bases 513 to 1307 code for a protein of 264 amino acids. The record is from RefSeq and is a predicted model, not a curated record. Gene Ontology annotation, biological process: proteolysis. The transcript is spliced from 3 exons. Gene Ontology annotation, molecular function: serine-type endopeptidase activity. NCBI's taxonomy places the organism in Eukaryota, Metazoa, Chordata, Mammalia, Carnivora, Felidae.